AUGUCUGACUCUCUUGCGAAGUCGCUCUACGAGCGGAGGAGCGGAGCCCUCUCGUUCAAAGGUCGGGGUAGUUUGAAGGAUGAGAAGAAGAAGGAGCGCAAGAGAAAGCACAAGAAGCGCGAGAGGGAGGGAGACGAAGACCGGAACGAAGAGGGGCAGGAGGAAGUGGAAGUUGAAGAGGUUGAGGGCGAGGGCCGAAUCGUCUCGAGCGGAGACACGAUUCAAGGGUUCGAGACCAAGUUCUUGGACCAAUGUGAGACGGGGGAUGUUUUGAUGAUUAAGCACCCACUCACGCAUCAAGUGGAGAAGCGCAUCAUCAGCAAAGUCAUGACCAACCGGAGCAUGACUGUCUCUGACGGAUUCUCGACAGAUCUCGUCAGCACCACGUCCUUCGCGAUUCGCAAAGAAGGCGCGAUUCUGCGGAAGAAGGCCGAAAAGGCUGCCAGUCGGGAUAAAAAGCGUCAGAAAGGGGACGCCGACGAAGACUUUGACAAAGUUAUUCAAGACGAAGUCUCCCGGCGGCUUCAGAAGAACCUGAAGAAAGCCGCGAAAAUCGUCACUGUCCGAGAAAAAACCGGCAUGUGGGGAUACAAAGUCGUUUCUCGAAAAGCAGAUCACGAGCUGACUGCUGAAGAGAGACUUGAUGAACGCUGCAAACAGGGACGCGACAAGUUCUGCUGGUGA
Messenger RNA from Besnoitia besnoiti, 684 nucleotides. RefSeq lists its product as uncharacterized. The record is from RefSeq and is a predicted model, not a curated record. Bases 1 to 684 code for a protein of 227 amino acids. NCBI's taxonomy places the organism in Eukaryota, Apicomplexa, Conoidasida, Eucoccidiorida, Sarcocystidae. The transcript has a single exon.